UAAUCCAGCGAUGCAGUUAUUGCUUUUGGAAAGCACCCUUUAAAUGGAUCUUGGAGGUCCAUCCUUCUCACACCUAAAGAUCCUCUAAAUUCAUCUCUCUCUCUCUCUCUUUUUCUCUCUUUGCAUUGGGAUAAACUUGGAGCUUUGGAAGGAGGAGAGAGAGGAUGGGCAGCAGUUAUUUUGGUGAAUUGGGAUCGGGAAGUGGAGGAUCUACUUCCUCUAGGAAGGGGAAGAAAAGCAGUUCAGAGAAGCCAAAGCAACCCCAGAGAGGACUUGGAGUGGCUCAGUUGGAGAAGAUCAGAUUGCAACACCAAAUGGCCGAAUAUCCUCCCUUCCUUCACCCCCCAUUUCAUAGUAAUCCCAGAAUGGAUAACAUGAGAGUACCAGAUAUGGCACUUUCAUCAUCUCCCUCUUCCUCAAACAUGGUCUCAGCAUCUUCAGUCGUCGCUCUUCAUCCAAACAUCAUGAUGAGUUAUGGGGACACCGAAAGAAGACAUGUCACACUUGGUGAAUUCCACUCGAGUCCUCCAUCCAGGCCCCUCUCAAAUCAUAAUGCUACCUCUCUACCCCAGCAUCAUGCACCGCCAACUGUAACACGACCCAUCGGGGAGCAAACAAUGGAGAACUCGGAGCAGAAGAAGAUAAGGCAUGAUCGAAGCCACUCAACAGGUUCAAUGAGUCAGAACUCUGAUUCAAGUGACGCAGAAGAAGUAGAUCUAGAGCUUAGAUUAUCAAUAUAGACGCUUGAGAGAUACGCUUUAGGUUGAUGGUUUUAGUUCUUCUACAAUAAAUUUAUGUUGCCGUGUUAUAGUUGGGAUGAUAACUGAUCAUUUUGCUAAAGGAAUGCAUGUGAUGGGAGAUCCAAAACCAUUGAGAAGUUUGUUAACAACUAUCAGAACCCUUUCAGGGUGAAUUGAGAAACCUAUAUAUGUUCUUAUUUCAUUCUUU
Molecule: messenger RNA, 948 nt
Organism: Phoenix dactylifera (date palm)
Lineage: Eukaryota; Viridiplantae; Streptophyta; Magnoliopsida; Arecales; Arecaceae
Product: protein SPEAR3-like
Molecular function (GO): DNA-binding transcription factor activity
Source: RefSeq, a predicted model, not a curated record